ACACUUCUGUGCCAGUUUGUUGUUAGUUAUUAUUUUGCCUUAGCUUUAGUAGCCAAAAGUAAUAUAUACAAAAUAUAUAUAAAAAAAAUAAGAAAAUAAAAAGUGAAAUAAAAAAAAGGGCGCUCUGCUUUUAUAACAAAACAAAGUGAGAUUCAGUGGUUUCGCCCAUUUCGCGAGUGAUACCGUGCUUUCAACCGAGUCAUUGGUCAAUAGCCAACGUAUAUCUUACGGAGACAUUUCACAAGAAUUUGUAAUAAAGGAGAUCAUCGAUACAUCGAGGUGUUAAUUGAUAAAAACUGGCUUAACAAUAACCCAGAAUAUUUACGCUCUAAUAAAGAAAUUACGAGCAUUGCAAGUAAAGAGAGCGAAUACUCAAGCACCGAAAGCAAAAGCCUUACUUGGCCCACGUACUUAAAGCAGAAAAUAGCCGGACAAAUAGCGCAUCAUUAAAUAACUAAAGCAAUUCUUAGAGAAUAAACUACGAGUGAUUAUACUGGUUGUCGCACUCUAGAUAUUAGUGAACAAUAAACACAAACAAAAAAAAGCAAAAACAAGUCGAAAGCAAUUACGCAUAACUCCAAAGGAUAUAUCUUAGGCCGAGGUAGUGAAUAAAAAACCGUCAAAAUUCUUCCCUUCGCAAAUUUUAAAAUACAACCACAACCAAUGCACAAGAUGGCCGCACCGACCGGAGCAGCGCCGACGGCAGGACUCGAGGCCCCCCUAUCCGCACCGAAAUAUGGUACGCUUAUACCAAACAGAAUUUUCGUUGGCGGCAUAAGUGGGGACACAACGGAGUCGGAUUUAUGCCGUGUAUUUUCCGCCUACGGCAAUGUAAAGUCUACAAAGAUUAUCGUCGAUCGUGCUGGAGUUAGCAAGGGCUAUGGUUUCGUCACUUUCGAGACAGAACAGGAGGCUCAAAGGCUACAGACGGAUGGUGAAUGUGUCGUGCUAAGGGAUCGAAAACUGAACAUUGCUCCUGCAAUCAAAAAACAAUCGAUCGUUGCAACGAAUGGUGCUGUAUAUUAUACAACAACACCACCAGCCCCGAUUAGUAAUAUGCCUAUUGAUCAAUUCGCCGCUACAGUUUAUCCGCCAGUUACUGAUUUUACAGCAGCUGGCGUGCCAACACUUUACCCACCUUCAAUGCAAUAUCAACCAUUUUAUCAGUACUAUAGCGUGCCAAUGGUCAGUGCGGCGAAUGUACCCACCAUUUGGCCACAGAAUUAUCAAGGUAUUUACCCAUGUUAAUUUUGAGGGUACUAACGACAGCAUCCAUAACCACAACUAUGAUCACACGACUACAAUAACAACAACAACAACAGCAACAUUGAUGCUACUACAUUUUAUGCGUAUAAAUAUUUGUAAUUUGAUUAAUAUUUGAUGCUUGUGGCAGCAAAUAGAUUCACAAAUAGAAACAAAAUGUAUGAGACACAACAACAAAGACACAACUUUACAACAAUAGCUUCCUUUAUUACUACUACAAAUACAACAAUAUCUACGAGUUCGAAGACAGUGUGACUAAAGAGAAAUAAUGCAAAAACAAAAAAAACUUAAAAAAGCGACAUAAAACAAUAAUUUAUUUGCGACAAAAAAGGAAAUUGUUGGCUUUUUAAAUGUAAGAUGGUGCAGUCGUCAUACUGUUACACAAUGCAUUAUGACGGUAUGAUGCGAAAUAGCACUAACAGCGGCAAGAGUCAAGAGUCAAGAGUCAAGAAGCAAGAGUCAAAAGAGUUGGAGGUCAUGUCCAGGCGAGAAUGUUAUCAAAGGCUGCUUUAGUCAUUAAAUAACUCAACGUAAAACAUGGACUGAAAUGGGGCCGCCGUUUAUUUAGAGAAUGAUUUAUCAAUACGCGCACAUACACAUGAAUACACACUUAACAUAACAUACCUUUAGAACACUACACGUACUCUUAUAUGUGUAUACAUAUUAACAUGAAAACGUACAGUUUAGAUUUAACAGUAAAGCAAGAAAAAAUUCAAAAAAAAAUAUAUAUAUAUAUGAAGGAUUGUUUAAGAAGAACAAAAACGAAGGAAAAUACGAUGAUGAUGGAAAAACAACUAAAUUUUAAACCCAGUGAAACUAUGUAGUCUUGCGAAAUGCUACAAUCGUAUGUAUGUUUAUCGAAAGAUAUUUAACUGUUAUAGUACGUACAGCGCCAGUAAUUGUUUAUUGUUUUCGAAAACAAGGUACGUUUCUGUUGAUAUUUUCGAAUUUCGAAAAAAUACAAAUACCAAAACGGUUUUGCCGUACCAUAACGAACCGUAGUUAGAUAUAGAGAAAGCAGAGAAAGACAAGUUGGCACGUUUGUAGUUUGUAGGGAAAAUUUGGAGGAAUGGAAAUAUGAAUAAAAAAUAAACUUGUUAUAAUGCGAAGCAACAACAAAAACCUAAAUUAUAAUUGAAUAAGAAAGAAAUAUAUUAUUUAUUGAUUUCAAUUAUUACUAUAAUAAAUAUUAUACACAACUCUAUAUUGAUAAUGACAAAAAGUAUAUAUUAAUACUAUUAUAUACUUAUAUAAAAUAUAUAUCUAUAUAUAUAUAUACAUUAGACAAAUUAUAUUUAAAGAAUUUAAGAUAAGAUACGACGAAUUAAAAACACCGGCUGGACCUGUGAACCGGCAAAACCGAAAGCUGAACAUUUAAAAAAAAGAAAACAAUUUUGAACACAAAAAAUUAUUAGUAUAAAAUUGUAUUGAAAUAAGAAAUGAAUUAACGAAGAAUCGAUCUUCAGAACAAACAACAUAAAGAUAUUGAACUUAAGACAGGAUUUAAAACUGUAAACAAAAAACUUAGAACAUCAUAAAAUAGUAUUUAAAAAUCAAUAAAAGAAAAAUGCAAUUAGCUCUUCUAAAAAUCAUAAAUUGACUUAAGUAAUAUAUUCUAGAACGAAAAAAAAACAAUAAAAUCGAAGAAACUAAGUUAUCGUAUUCAUAUGUAUAAGCAUAUAGGCAAAGCAUCUGAGUAGAAUUAUACACACAAUAUUAUAAAGAAAUAUAACAAUGAGAACAUAAAUACAUACAUAUAUGCUUAAUAUAUUUAUUGUAUAUAUGUAUAUGCAUAUAUAUAUAUGAAUGUAUAUGCGUAUGUGUAUAUGUAGAUAUAUAUGUAUAUACAAUACAUAUUUUAGGUAUGCAAAAUACGCGCAUAAAUAUGAAUAAUUAUUAAAAUAAUAUACAACGCAUAUUCAAAUAUUAAUAAAUGAGAUAACCUAUAAAUGUAGAUGAAUAAACAAAUAAAUACUUAUAUUAAAAUAUAUUAAAACAGAAAAGAAGCGUAGAUAUUAACACCACAACAAACAAAAUAAGCAAUAUAAACAACAAACGCAAAUGGAUACAUUGCAAUGAGCGAUUACAUUUUUAUUGUUAAGUAUUUAAUAACUAAACAUUCAAAGGUAAUCAAACAAAACUAUGAACACUAUGAACUAACGAUUUGAAUUUUAAUCGGUCACCGAUAACAAGCAAUAUGAUUUUAAAAUAAAAUAAAAUAAAAAGACAAUAUAAGCAAAAUAAAUGCUCAUCACAAAAGAGAAAAGUCAACUGACCACCUAAAAAUAAAAAUAAAAGCUUUUCCCAAAGGAACGCUUUUUUAUUUUUAAACCAAAUGAAAAUGAAAAUAAAAAACUGAACUUUGGAAUUCAAAUAGAACUCGUGGCAUAUGCAAAAUUAAAUUUUAGUGUUAUUUUACAACUUCCUACUACAACUUAGUCACAUACUAGUUUUUGAAGAGGUGAAGGCUAUUGCUGUUACCUGAAAACGUACGCAAGUGUAAUGUAAAACAAGGCAGAGCUGUUGAGUUUUAUCAAUGUUUGCAUUGAAAUUCUAAUUUGACUUAUAGGAAUUGAAAUCAAACGUCAAGUCAUAUAAACCAUAAGUACUUUUUUUUAUUGGUAAUUUUUCUUUAGAAAAGCAGAAAAAAUUGCCCUCUAUGCAAACAUACAUACGCAUAUUACAGAAAGAAUAAUAUUUUUGAAAAAUCAUAAGUCCUAAAGUGAGAGUGCGUUUAUUUCACUGCUGUAAAAAGCUUUGAAAAUAUUUUUAUGAGAUUUUUUAAUUUUUGCUAAAAAUCAAGUGGGCUUCGUGGUAAACUUAACGAUAUUUGGCUCCCUUGCGGCGCAUCAUUUUUUGAAAUGUAUCAAUGUAUCCCUAAGUAAAGGACCAAAUGCUCACAUAAGACUUUCGUGAAAGUAUUCUUAGAAUUUUAAUGCGAAAAUCUCAUCGAGAUUUAUGACUUCCGUUUUUGCCCCACACCUUGCCACUUUGGCUCAUCUGAUCAUAUGAAACGGUUUUUCAAAUUGCAUGUAUAUUGUGUGUUCGUGACGUUUCGUUUUUGUGGACAUCAUAAAACUUACCGAAAAGUCAUUUCCGAAAGGAUGCUGUAAUAAGCUGAUGAAUUUUUCUAAAAAUAGAAAAUGAUCACACAACCAUUUAAUUUUAGAAAUCAAUUAAAAUUACAAAUUUUUGCUAGUUAGAGCUUAACCUACAAGCAAAAAGUUAAGAAUCCUAAGUACCAGAACUGUGGGCUACCCGUAAUGGCGUAAGAGCUCAUACAAGAGAAAACAAUUAAUUAAUUUUAUACUCUUAAACUCUAUAAUUAAAUUAAACUACAAAAAAAACGGAAACGUGGUUUGUGGAAAUAUUUGUUGCAUUGACCGAUGCUGUGUAUUUUUUCAGUACAAACAAUAAGCAACAGAUGAAUUUCAAUGUCAUAACAGCAUAAAAUAACUUCUAAAAAAACUCUCGGAGAAAACUAGCCUUGGUCGCUAAUAAUUCCGAGUCCUAAGUAAAUAAAUAAAAAUUCACUACUCUCACUUGAUUUGUAUUAUGUCCACUUCGUUUGAGGCUUUAUAAAGAAUAUAAGGAAAAUCAUAUUGACAUUGUUUACCCUACCAUUAACAAAUUGUAACUAAACAUUGUGAAAAGUCAAAAAACCAAAAGAGCGUAAAACUCUUUCUAAUGAUGCCCACACUCACCGACGUUGUCGUAGUCCCUGUCUGUUGUCCGUACGAUACACAAAAUUGAGCAAAGCUUUUGCCAAUAGAAAAUAGCUGCUUUCGUUGGGUUACAUAUUUACACCAUACAUCGGUUUGUGUGGGUUUGUGUUUGGUUGUAUCGACAUAUUGUUGCCAUUGAUAUUUUUGCAUACUUUUAAACACAUUCACAUUAUGAGUUACAAUUUUUCAUUGUGUAAUAAACCAAAGCCAAAAACCAACAAAUGAAAAUAGUUAAUUUAACCAAUUAACAACAACAUUGUUCAACAUUGUUUCUAAGUUAUUGUAAUAGAAUUAAAAUUUUCCUAAGUUUAUUUUGUAAAUGAUUUCGAAAUGUACUGUCUGUUUGGCAACACUGUGUGGUGAGAGAGCAAUCAACUGACGCGUUAUUGCGGAACAAUCCAAAAUUUUUCAUUUACGCACGUACACUAUCUACGAUACUACGUAACGGAACGAUGGUGAGUUUUCAUUUACAUGGGGCUCUCAUUCGUUUAUUCGUGUCAGCUGACACGGAACGUACGUUUACGUUGGUGAGUGUGAGCACCAUAACCCUUAGCGUUUGCUAAUCUCUUCAAAUUUCAGUUACAUGUCCUAUAGAGGUUUUUAAAAACUCCAGCAGCUCUGGCGAUUUUUAUACUUUUUUUUUGUCUUUUAUAGUCCUCUACCAUCAUGUAUUACAAGCCAACGAACUUUGGAGACAGUUGGCUGGUUUUGUUCGACGCUCUCGCUCUGACAAGAGCAACAAAUCUAAAUAAAAAUAAGUAGAUGCCAGAGUAUUCAUUUGCCAACUUAGUAAAUUAGAAGAAAAACGCUAAAAGCUUCGACUGCGAUUUGCAUACUUUCAUAGAUAGUCCACUGUCCAUUUUCAUACUAUUUUGCAGUUCUGGUACACGCUUUUCUUUUACAUUUAUAAAUACCAUUUAGUUUCCGAAGAUCGCGCAUGAAUAUAGUAAUUAUUAUUAUUUUUAUUUUGUUUUGUUUUUUACAUUGGGGUGUGAUAGACAUUAUGCAUAGUCAUUAGUGCAAGAUGCAACAUGCAUUUGUAUGAACAAUUCAAUUUUAAACACUUUACCGAGUCAUAACUUUUGAACGCAUAAACUUAUGUAAACAUUAGCUAAUGGAAAGAUUUUAAAGUGCAAUUCUGGUAGGCGAUUCAAGCGGCGGCUACAUAAUAUCAAUUGCUUAAUGAUCAAUAAAUCAGAGGUUUCAAAAUACCUGUGGCGUACCUAAAGAUGCGUUAAAAAAACAAUCAUGCUUCAUAAAAAUCAUUCAUGUUGAAAUCAUUAUUGAUCUGGUUAACACACUCCAAUGUUGUAUGUAUGUAUUUGAAUAUGUCUACCCACAAAAAGCCAAAAGAAAAGAUUACGCAAUGUAAAAUGAAUACAAAUUAAGCAAUUUAGUUAUUGAAAAAGUCUAUUGUUGAAUUAUGUUUGUUAUAUGCGUCAUAUGCGUGAUCCAAAAAUAAUAUUGAAAUUUGUUGUAAACCCAAAAUGCAUAAAUACAUAUUUUGUGAAAAUGUGCAUGAUCAUAAUCUCAUAUAAAUUAAUAUGAAAUAUUUAAUUUGUUAUAACAAUGAAAUAAUAAAAAAUGAACUGUAAACGAAUAAGUAAAUCAAAGCAAUAAGUAAAAAAAAUCUUAGUCUUAGUUUACUUUUUAGCAGAAAAGGUUGUAGUGGAAAGUGCAAGUGAAGCAAAUACCACUUGUAGCGAGUGUAAGCGUGAGCGGAACAGAAAUUAAAAUUGAAAUUGAAAUAAAAGCGGCAGCAACAAUUGAUACUACA
This is a messenger RNA of Anastrepha obliqua, 6765 nucleotides long. RefSeq names its product protein boule. Bases 664 to 1248 code for a protein of 194 amino acids. NCBI's taxonomy places the organism in Eukaryota, Metazoa, Arthropoda, Insecta, Diptera, Tephritidae. Gene Ontology annotation, molecular function: RNA binding. The record is from RefSeq and is a predicted model, not a curated record. The transcript is spliced from 9 exons.